CAGAAAAACGGUCACGACAAACGGUACCCGGAUGGCACCGGCAGACGAACGAAACACUGUAGGCGAGCGGUCGUGUCUCAGAUGCCUAAGAAGAUACAGUUGCACAACCGAAGCAGACCGCACAAGCCGACCAAUCAUAUUUCGUCGUUUCUGGCUGACAGCAGCAAACCACGAGUCGGCUUUGCCGGCUUGGACUGCAUCAGUGAGGGCUAUCUGAGCGACAUUUCCACGCUGACCGAAUACAGUCGGACCGGCAGCCAGAAAAUGGCACACAAGGAGGUGGAGAAAGGUUCUAAAAACGGUCUGGAUUGCAACGACGUUUGCAGCAUCUCUUUGUUACCGAGCGACGACCGACCCGAUGUGCAAGUUCUCGGUGCUGACCAGCUGGUGAUGGUGGUCGUCUUUUAUUUACCACCAGCCGCUGUCCGACCAUUCGGUUGUCUCGAAACUCCUUUCGCCUCGCCGGAUGGUCAUCGGCCUGACUUGCUUCGAAGAAUACGCGGCCAGUGA
Molecule: messenger RNA, 510 nt
Organism: Soboliphyme baturini
Lineage: Eukaryota; Metazoa; Nematoda; Enoplea; Dioctophymatida; Soboliphymatidae
Source: the annotation of a GenBank genome assembly